AUUUCUAUCGUUAAUUUUAUUGUACCUCUUUGCCUCUUCGUCCCCAUAUUUUUCUACCGCCUGCACUUUCAGAAAGUCGCCUUGUGAAAUACUAAAACGGAAGUAAACAGAUCAAGCUCAGUUCAUAAAAGGGAAAAGCAGCCAACCAGGUCAACAGCUAUCGCAGUGGAGACACAGAUUUCCGUGGAACCAUUGACGAACUUUUCAUGAUAGUUUAGAACACUUUCUACAUAUGGCAGAAUCUUCAGACAUUAACAAUGGACGGUCAAACUUGUACCCUGAUAUUUCUGAUGCCCUAAAUGCAGACUAUGUACCAGCAGUAGAAGCGGAACUAGCCAACAACGAUAAAUAUAUACCUUCGUACAGUUUUAAUAAUGAGACAGGCGAGACAUGGAAUUCGCAAUCCACACCUUUUUCUAUCCCAGACACAAUGGAUUAUACAAAUGAUACGCCUUCUUCAAAUAAUUCUACUAAAGACGACAAUAAAAGAGAAAACAACACAAACCAAGAAAGACGACGCAACAUCAGACUUCAGAGUGGAGCAGGAAGCGAUAAAUACCAGAAUGCUAGUAGGUUCCCUGGUGGACAUAGUAAAGCAAAUGCAGAAAGACCAAAACCUCAACCAUGUGACACCAUAAACAUUGGAUCUACUGGUAACUGUUCACCAGAUUACAAAUCUCGAGACCAUGCAGCUGGAGGACAAUCAAGCGAACAUGCUCGACAAGGGAGAGACAGAAUACAAAAAGAGACUGAGAAUUAUUUAUUCUUCUGGCGAAAAGAAUCGCCAUUCAGUCAGUGGCAUCCAGCCAAAUUUACUAUUGAUGGGCUCACUUUCAAUUGUGCUGAACAGUAUAUGAUGUAUAAUAAAGCAAAAUUUUCUAAAAAUGAAGCAGAACUAGACGCAGUUAUAUUGUCACUGGACGACCCUGGCGAUAUGAAGAGCUAUGGAAGAAGCAUCUGUGAUCUUGAUUAUGUAGCAUGGGAGGAAAAACGUGAAGAGAUAGUUAAGAAAGGCAAUAUGGCAAAAUUUUCCCAAAAUGAAAAAUUGAGAGAGGAACUUGUAAGCACGUAUCCAAAGCUUUUAGUAGAAGCAAGUCCACAUGACCAAGUUUGGGGAAUAGGUUUGGCAGCAGACGACCCUAAAAUAUUCGAUGUGAAUAACUGGAGAGGAUCAAAUCUAUUAGGGAAAAUUAUAACAGAAGUCAGAGACGAACUCUUAGGGGAUUUUCUGAAGCCAUCAGUAUAGAACUUUGUGUUGAUUUUGAAGAAGAACUUUUACUUUUUUAUAUAGAGCUUAUCUGUGAUCACCAUCAUUAAGUACUUUGUAAAUGCUGUUCAAUCUAUAGGUUUAUUCUUUGGAAAUUAAUCAUUAUUUUUAAAUGUAAAUAUAUUCCCUAUAUUUCUUUUUUUUCUUAACUAUUUUAAACAAGAACAUGUGUCCAUAGAACAUCAUGACCCCCUGCUUGCAAUACCUAGUGUCCUUGUUAAGUGUAUCUGUAAAUCUGGUUCAAACUUUUUAUUUGGCUUUACUAAAAAAAGGGUUGGCCUCACAAUGAACACUUGUAUUAAGCUUUAGAGUGAUGUUACCACAUCUUUAGGGCACCACUUAAACAAAAACUUAAAAAUGAAAAUGUUUUGAAUUCAAACACUAUCAAAUGUAUGGGUUCAAUGUAACGUGAAAUCGCGGUCAUAUCGGUUACAAGGUAUAUAUUCCAAAAAAUUCACAUCAUUUAUGGGUCCAAUAUGACGUGAAAUCGUGGUCAUAUCGGUUACAAUGUAUAUAUUCAAAAAAAUUCACAUCAUUAAUGGGUCCAAUGUAAUGUGAAAUCGCGUUCAUACUGGUUACAAUGUAUAUAUUCUAAAAAAAUAACAUCAUUUAUGGGUCCAAUGUAACGUCAAAUCGCGGUCAUACUGGUUAGAAUGUAUAUAUUCGGAAAAAAAAUCACAUCAUUUAUGGGUCCAAUGUAACGUGAAAUCGCGUUCAUACUGAUUACAAUGUAUAUUAUUCACAUCAUAAUGAACCUGUGAACUAAAUGUCACGAUGAGACCACUUCAAGGAAAACGACCGUAAUCAGAACUUUAAUCUGGCAUGGUAUGGGCCAACAGACGAAUUGACGGACCGACGCACUGACUAAAAACAUAAAGCACAACCCUUUUAAUAUCACAAGUUGGGCAUAUAAGAUACAGAGUGACAAUCAUAGAAAAAGCAUGAGUAAAUUUUGAAUGAUAAUUUGAGUAUCAUUUUAUUUGAUUAUUCUAUUUAUGUAAAUUUUUAAUUGAAAUAUGGUAAGUUUUACAGGAACUUCUGUGAGAAAAUAUUUUUAUAAUACUGAAUAAGAUUGUUAAUCCAAUACAACUUGUUAACUUGUAAACUUGUUA
This is a messenger RNA of Mytilus trossulus (common blue mussel), 2379 nucleotides long. RefSeq lists its product as uncharacterized. Lineage: Eukaryota; Metazoa; Mollusca; Bivalvia; Mytilida; Mytilidae. The transcript has 5 exons. Bases 233 to 1246 code for a protein of 337 amino acids. The record is from RefSeq and is a predicted model, not a curated record.